UUUUUCGUGCCACUGUUGGUGGUGCGCUGAAAAUUGGAAUCCGUCAGAUGCAGACCGUUCGGCGGAUUUCAGUAUGAAGUUCUCCGUUAGAAUCGACCCAAACCCAACGCCGAUACCACUAUCAAAUCCAGAUGAGGGCCGUCCAUACUCGAUUUCACCAGUGAAAGAUGUACGGAGUCCGUCAAGAUAUUCUAAGAACACUCAUCACAAACAACACUUCAAGGCUGGCAGGACAGUGUCCCCCAUCCAAAUUGUAAAUGAUGAAUCCGGUAACAAUUUAUCCAUGUACUCCAGCGCCUAUCUUGCGCGUCCACAACCUCCGCGGCUCCCACCUCUAACAGUACCCAAACCAACAUCUUUAGUUGCUGAUGCAUACGAGGUCGAAAAUGUGACAUGUCCAACCGAUUACUUCAAAAGGCUACAAUCAAAACUUCCUCAGGCGCCACGAAAUACGAAGGCAAGUACAACUGGCGAUGCACGUGACACCCUGGUAGCAACUCCACCAUCGGUGAAACCGAUGUAUUUGAAAAAAACUGCCAAAUCCAAUUCAUGUUCAUGCGGCGGAAACAAAGCUAGAAUUAAUGCUAACCAAUCAAACGAUGGUCAAUGUCAUAGUGUCGGCAUAACCAAGCAAAGAACGAGCCAUGUUUCAAAACCGGCCUAUCUGGGUUGUUUGUCGCCACAGACUACCGGAAUGGAGGACACUUCUGCUCCCGGUGAUAAAGGUAGCUCCGGAAACGGAAGAGGUUCGAAUCGAGGAGGAGUUCAUGAAGACCUAGACGAUGCUAGCAGUCGAGACCGAUAUCUUUCAGUAAUGGAAGAUUUGUUUAAAAAACACAAAGCGCUUUAUACUCGUAGUAAUCGAGCCCCUCAAAAUUUCUCUAACGUCAACUCAUCAGUCAUACCUGGCAGACGCAUUCAAGCAAUCGGAACGAUACCAGAGGAUCCAAUGAUGAAAUUCACUGGAAGGCAUGCAUGUCACGCGAUGGGUUUCCGAGGUCCUGAAAAAAGCGAUUCGCUUAUUGUCGAACCGGAUCACAAUUUAAUUGCACAAGUUCAACGCCUACAGCGGUGUGAACAGAAGCUGAAAGAAAAUAGUCAAUCCGCGUAUUCGGUAAUAUCGCGUCCACAGCCGGCACGGUCCAGAAAUCUGACGCACAUACUGAGAGAAAAGACACAGUCGGCUCUAGUGUUUUGUCAACAGCGACAGCACGCACGCAUUAGUUCGGUGCCUGAACGUGAAUCAGACAUGGAGUCUGUCAGCUCACGUGAUCUCACUCCCAUCGGGUCAGAUGAAGAGCUUUGGAUUGACAAAAAUCGCUACCUGCUGCAUUUCAAUCCAGUUGUACAAAUCUUACCAAACCAAAGCCCAUGGCACGACCAUUCAAAGAAAGUUGAUGAGACAGCAAGUGAAACAAGUGCUGCUGCAGAUACAGUUGAUGCAGCUGGAGUUACCAGACGGUCAGUUUCAGCUGGUCCAUUGGUAAAACGCAAAUACUCAGUGGAUAAGGGAAUGGAGCUUCGAAGUGCAGUGAAGUCGGUUCUUCGGAACCGUUCGUCCAGGUCCUCUCCCAGCAGCGAUGUAUACACUUCGUAUUCCUCAAGCACAGGCAGUCGGUGUGGUCAGCGUAAUUGCGUGCAGCGGCGCGCUCUUUCGCUCAGUGACCUGACUAUUCAUAUACAAUCAUGUGAUCCAUUCUGUUUGGAGAGCUCAUCGGGAGCGGUGCAUGAAACCGUCGUUGAAAGAAACACCGGCCAGGAUGGGACAGAACAGGUAGUUACCCCCACCGUAACACGUACGCUAAGCUUAUUGAAACCAGUCACUCCCUUGCAUGAUGAUGAAUCGGACAGCGGUGCCUUUGAAUCGUCGGCCGACCACGUACAGGUUAACCGAAUCGGGUUUCCCAAUUCAGCUGGCUGUUUGGACUUCAUGGUUGCAUCAACAGAUCCCAAUCCAAUGGCAUGGUUUGAUUUGUUGGACGAUAAGCUCUCCAGAAGUACAUUUCGUGCCACAAUUCGUGAGAAGCUGAUCGCACAGUUUCGGCUAAAAGGACUUUCAAAACUCUUUAUGCGUUUCCCCGGUGGCAUGCUUGGACUGCAAAGAGAACUAGAGAAGGGAUGGGAUAUUCGUCCAAAACCAGAGAUGUUGAUGAAGUGCGUGGUCAAGCAUCACGUGCUCAAGAUGCCGAUUACACUACAAAACUCAGACUUAGUCGAGAAGAUUUAUAUGAACUCGAUAGUCAGACACCCAGUCUUGUAUAAGCUAAUAAUGCGGCGCCGAGAAAUCCUACCACAAGAAUUGCAGCACUUUUUGAACCGGAUUAUGGAGAUGACGGAAACAUCCGAACGUAUGCUGGCUACCAUCACCAAUUCAACCACAAAACUGGCUGCAGUAACCACUGCAGCGAAGGAAAUGGAUGCUUCUGGUUACAUGACAGGUGGACCAAGAGUGAGUAAAUCUGCGGCAAGAGAACGAAUAUCAUCAGCUAGCCAAGCCACAUCACGUAAAUCGCAAAAGCAAGAAGUCAGGCGCGAACAGACUGGUUUGGGUAGUAUGAAUGACGAGAAAGACACUAUUGCUAGCCAGUCAAGAGAAGAAAAGGUAGCCCCAAAGAUGUCAAAGAAGGAUGCCGGUUACUGUGCUCAGUACGGAAAAGAAGUAGAUUUUGAUAAAGGAUUCUACACCACUUUGCGUAAUCCAUGUGCCAAUAUUUUGGAAGAAGUGGCGCUUCACCUACCCGAAUUCGCGUGGCACAUAAGACCCUUAUUUGAACAUUUAUGGGCCACUCUGGAAGACGAAUUGUUUGAAAGAUUAAUUGACAGACAGAUAAUCAUCCAACAAGAACUUGAAGAAACGUCUUCAUCUCUUUCUCGUGAGGAGGAUGAGAAAGUUGUUGUGACUCGGGAAUUCCUCGAAGAAAAUGGACUGAUACCUUCAAGACAGGAUCUUCUUGAAUGGCCAGAGACUUAUGAACUUUGUGUGCAGCUGUUCAAACGGAUUCCGGUUUACUCAAACACCUGUCGGGUCCCAAAACCGGGCGAUGGUGUGUUACACGAUCUGCUCAUUUGUCUGCAUAUGUCGCUGUACUACAACAAACUGGGUGUGUUGUUGGUUAAAGAGUUAGAUACAUGGAUUCCAUACCUGUUAAACGGCCUUGAAAGUACUUUCUCGUCAGUCAGGGAGGAAACCUGUGGCGUACUUGCCUACCUAGUUUGUGCCUACCGACUGAUGUCCAAGCUGCAUGCUACAAGCAAGAAUCUCCUGGUGGCCAACAUCACUCUUAGUGUUCUUUCCGCUAUAGGAAAGUAUCCGGAAAGCUAUGCGUUCUAUCAUGGUCUCUUGGGUUACAUGUUGCAUUCUCUUCCUUGUUUGUCAACGCUGGACUGCUUUUUGCUAUGGCUACCCGUCGUGGAUAACGAUCCAAACAAUCUGUUUUCACGUGACUGGCCCUUGUUUGUAUACUACGUUCUGCGUCAUUGGCCAAGAUCUCCCUUCUAUUUAGAUACACUUUACCAGAAGAAGCUUCUGAAACCUUUGGAAGCUAGUUUCCUGAUAAAACAUUCGAGGCGUGCGGCCAGACUGGCGCUGAGCUACUUAGUGCGCACGUGUAAAAUACGUAGUUCUCUUUUAACUUGCUGGCCAGAAGGAGAUGAACCAACAUGAACUUGGUGGUCACUUGCGCAGCUCGCUUCCCAACGGAAGCGAAAUUGACGCAAACUGAAUUGGACAUCGACCGCUCUAGUUUCCAUUUGUAGUCGAAUAACAGUGUAAUGGACUGUUAUAUGAAAAGAAG
Opisthorchis viverrini is the source of this 3794-nucleotide messenger RNA. RefSeq lists its product as hypothetical. NCBI's taxonomy places the organism in Eukaryota, Metazoa, Platyhelminthes, Trematoda, Opisthorchiida, Opisthorchiidae. The record is from RefSeq and is a predicted model, not a curated record. The transcript has 2 exons. The coding region runs from base 74 to 3664 and encodes 1196 amino acids.